Messenger RNA from Lizanozyma spartinae, 525 nucleotides. RefSeq lists its product as uncharacterized. The transcript has a single exon. The record is from RefSeq and is a predicted model, not a curated record. Bases 1 to 525 code for a protein of 174 amino acids. NCBI's taxonomy places the organism in Eukaryota, Fungi, Ascomycota, Pichiomycetes, Serinales, Debaryomycetaceae.
AUGUUUGGAUUGACAUCAUUUAUAUCAAAUCGUUCUAUAGUCUCAGCAGGUAACAACUAUCUUCGGAUAUCUCUGAGAGCGUCGUACUCCAUAGCUUCAUAUUUGGGUAAAUGGUUUCAGCUUCAAAAGGUGGUCUAUCCUCCACCCCCAAAUCAGAUAACUACUCAAAAUAGGUUAUUUCCCACUUAUAUUGAAAGAGCUGAUGAAAUUGAUCCUUUGAUACUUUUUAAGGAUCCUACACUUGUUAACUUCACAUAUGCAACUCCUCAGUGUAAUGAGGUGACUAAAGCAUUGUUUGAUAUCUUGGGGGAUAAAAGUAAAUAUCCUCAUAAAUUCUCCAUUAAUUUGAUAAAUGUAUGGGCUGACACAGCUGGUGGGAAACUGUUAAUGCAUAAAUAUGUUGUUGGAUCUAAGAUUCCAGCUAUUCUUCUACUUCAAGCUCAAUUACCAAGAGAUAAGUUUGUACCAACUUUCCCAUUUGACCCUGAGGAGUUAGAAGCUUGGAUAAGAACCAUCAAACAAUAA